Molecule: messenger RNA, 3657 nt
Organism: Cygnus olor (mute swan)
Lineage: Eukaryota; Metazoa; Chordata; Aves; Anseriformes; Anatidae
Gene: AK2
Product: adenylate kinase 2
Exons: 6
Coding region: 29-781 (250 amino acids)
Biological process (GO): ADP biosynthetic process
Cellular component (GO): cytoplasm; mitochondrion
Molecular function (GO): AMP kinase activity; ATP binding
Source: RefSeq, a predicted model, not a curated record
ACGCGGCCGGCCCGGCGCAGUCGCGGCCAUGGCUCCGAGCGCGCAGGCGGGGGGAGGCCGCGGGCAGGCCCCGGGCCCGGCCCCGAGCCCGAGCCCGGGCCGCGGGAUCCGCGCGGUGCUGCUGGGCCCGCCCGGCGCCGGGAAGGGCACCCAGGCUCCGAAGCUGGCCGAGGCGUACUGCGUCUGCCACCUGGCCACCGGGGACAUGCUGCGGGCCAUGGUGGCCUCGGGCUCCGAGCUGGGCAAGCGGCUCAAGGAGACGAUGGAUUCCGGGAAGCUGGUGAGCGACGAGAUGGUGGUGGAGCUGAUCGAGAACAACCUCGACACCCCUCCUUGCAAGAACGGCUUCCUCCUGGACGGCUUCCCGCGCACGGUGAAGCAGGCUGAGAUGCUGGAUGAGCUCCUGGAGAAGAGGAGGGAGAAGCUGGACUCCGUCGUCGAGUUCAGCAUCCCCGACUCCUUGCUUAUCCGGAGAAUCACCGGACGGCUGAUUCACCCAGCGAGUGGCCGCUCGUAUCACGAGGAGUUCAGACCGCCCAAAGAGCACAUGAAGGAUGAUGUCACUGGAGAGCCCCUGAUCCGCCGCUCGGACGACAACGAAGCAGCCUUGAAAACCCGCCUGAAGGCCUAUCACACGCAGACCUCCCCCCUGGUCUCCUACUACAGCAAGCGAGGGAUCCACACGGCGGUCGAUGCCUCCCAGUCUCCCGACGUGGUGUUUGCUAGCAUCCUGGCAGCCUUCUCGAAAGCAACAUGUAAAGACCUGGUUAUGUUCAUUUAGGGCUCUGUCCCAGGACGGAGCUCUCCUUCUCUGUCUCUCUCCAUCUCUCUCUCUCUCUCUCUCUCUCUCUCUCUCUCUCUGUCUGUUUGGGGCCAGGGAGGGUGAAGAGCUAAGCAGAGUAGAAGAGGGAAUGAUGAAGCCCAAGGCAGGGCUUUGCCAAUUCUCUAUUAAACGAGCUGUUAACGGUCUCCAUCUCAGCACAUGCGAGUGUCAGUUUGUGUGCACGUGUGGGCGAUUUGGCCCCUAGAGGUCGCAGCGAGCCUGAGCACCAACUGCCCGCUGCCAGAAGCGGGGCUUGCACCCCUUAGGGUCGAAAGGCUUUUGUUUCGUCCUAGAGCUGCAGCUCCCCAGGGGAAGCAGCUGCACCUCCAGCUGUCCCCGGCUGCUCCACGGAGGAUGAGCAGGAGAUUGGAGAUCAGGCCUGAGCAGCGGGGGGAAAGACUUUCACAGGGUACCCGAUAGGGGAUGCUCUGUCAGCUGCAGGAGACGAAAUGGGCUUGUGGGGAGCGCGUGAAGGGCUGUGCGUGUCGUCAGGGGGAGCAGCAGCGGGAGGCAGAGCUUGGCUGUGAGUGUGUGCAGAGCUGGGUGAGGGUUUGUUCUUGUUGAAUGUGCGUUACUCUGUGUGACACGGCAGUCUGUGAGAGCACAGAUCACUUUUUCCCCCGUUCUGACGGUGUUUGUAGGGCAAAAAAUGGGUGGGUGAGAGCUGGGCUCAUUGUGGACCCUAAACCCUUUCCAGUUGAGGUAUGGACCCCAAUAUAGCGAUUAUUAGUGAGAAGGGUUUUUUUAAUGAAGUCUCUGGUCGAGUUAAGGCAGUCCACGUAGCAAUUUGUCAUGUCCUGAGGACAAGAAAUGGAUUUGGGUGUUGGUUUUCUCACUGCCCUCUUCCCUUGACUUUGGCCAAGGAGGUGAAGGUGCGUUUAGCUUCCCCUGAUCCCAAAGUCUAAAUAAAACCUUAUUGCAAAACGAAUGUUUUUUUUUUUUUUUUUUCCAAGGCCUGGGAGGCACAGUUACUAACUACUAGCAUCACGUGCCCUUGAGCCAGUGCCCUUUGUUGUGAGAGCAUGGAAAUGUACUCGUUUCUUGAGCAAAUCAAGCGGCUUGCUCUGGCUGUCCGUCUGAGGACACCGUGUGCGUUGUGCUUAGUGUCCGGGCUCUCUCGGGGCUGUUACACCGCCGCUAUCCAGCAACCUUGCGAGGCUGGUGACAACCCUUGCUCGUGAGAUUCCAGCCCUGUUAUAGAUGCCGACUGGCCAGAUAAAACUGUCCUUUGGCCUUUCGUGUAUGUUGAAGGAUGUAGUGUCACUGAGCACGCCCCCUUCGAGGAGAUGGCAUGUCUCCCUCUGCACCGAGCCGCUGUGUGUCUAUAGCAGGUGCCCAGCCCUCAGGAAACCAUUGCUGUUUUUCUUGGUAACUUCUCUUUUGGCUGCAAAUGACCCUGUCCUCGUACAUCCUUUCCAGGGAAGCAGCCCUCUUCCCUUUCAGCAAACUGGAAAUGAUGCCAGAAACUGAAAGCAGUUGACUUGUUGCUCUUGAAAGCAUGUGAGUGUGGGGACAGGGGAUUUGAAAGUAGCUAAGGGUGCUGGUUUCGUCAGCAGCCCGAGUUUCCACAGAUGGCUGUCACCUUGUCUCUUGUCUCACUUUCCUGUGAAAGGGCAGCCCCGGUGCGUGGAGGCCGCGUGUGGGAAGGGGGGGCAGCACUUAGCGCGGGGCUGCUGCGCUCCGCAAUAGUGGAAAAUGUGCGUUAGAGCUGCCUCUGCGUCUCGGUGACUGUAAAGAUACUGAGUGGAGCAGCUUUUAUCUCGGCAUCGCAGGAGAGUCAAAGAAAGCUGCGGCACCCUGCGCGCUGCCGUGAUGGCAGGAAGGGUUCCUGGCCAGGUGGUGCUCCUGGACUUGGUCGAGGUUUUGCCCCACAGCAAGAACAAUGUGUGCUUCCACUCUGCUCCUUUUCCCCUUCGUGUUUACUUUGCGUCCAGCUCAACAGCCCUUUUCUGCCAUAAACCGUGAUUCAUUUUGUUUUUUUUUCCCCCUAAAUCUAUUUUUUUGUUCCCAUUUAUUCCAGCUGAGUGACUUCGUGAACCAGAUGAGAAACCGCCAAACGCUGCGCGCUGCUACAUCACCCAUUGCAGCCCUCCCCUGGUGCGGGGGGGGCAGGGAGGGCAGCUGGGGGGGGGGAUUGAUGGGAGGGGAAAAGGAGGUGGAGGACAAGGGGGUUGGGGGUUGAUUUGGUUGGUAUUUGUUUGGAUUUCUUACUCGGCAGAAUCAUUUUGAAGAGGAGAUUACCUUCUCCUUAGAAAUCAGUGUUUAGAAGGCAAAAUAAUUGUACAGAGAGAAACAUCCGUGCUGAAGCCCAUACCCAGGUCCUUGGUCUGUUCGGAGGGGAGGGCUAGAUGCUGUUCCAGGCUCCUCCGGGACCUUUUGCGCUUGUCUUACGGCUCUUAGCUGGAAGCCACCGCAAGGUUUGCCAUGAUUCUAAAGCUGCUUCCUGUCAGCGAGGACCAAAAUGAACAAACAACUCAUUUCUGAAGUAGAAAGGGGAAAAAAAAAAAGGCCAUGGUCUUUUCCUGGAAGUUUAGUUUUUCUUGUUCUGCUGCAUUCCUCAACCCUCGGGGCACAGAGGCUGCUCGAGGUUUUUCUGCUGGUGAACUGAGGGGCUGCGGCUCUAGUCCAAGCCUGCCUUACUUGGCGUUGGGGUGGCUUUUCUGUGAUCUUGACCAAGCUGGAAUUCACAUAAUGCUGAAGAAAUGCAAAAGAGACUUUCUUAAUUGACUGCAUAAAUAACACUUAAUUGUUUUUUUUUUUUGCAUUUCUUUCUAGAUCAAAUGGUGCCUUGUCUAACCUCUGAAUCAAUAAUAAAAUAACCUCUUUACAUUUUG